Molecule: messenger RNA, 1863 nt
Organism: Formica exsecta
Lineage: Eukaryota; Metazoa; Arthropoda; Insecta; Hymenoptera; Formicidae
Exons: 9
Coding region: 1-1863 (620 amino acids)
Biological process (GO): detection of chemical stimulus involved in sensory perception of smell; sensory perception of smell
Cellular component (GO): plasma membrane
Molecular function (GO): olfactory receptor activity; odorant binding
Source: RefSeq, a predicted model, not a curated record
AUGUCGCGCUCUUUCCGCGUGUUCCCUACGCACAACAUCGCAUAUGAACAGGAUUGCGAGUAUAGCAUUCAGCUGAAUCGCUGGUUCCUGAAACCGAUCGGCGCUUGGCCCGGGACCGACACGUCGAUCGCGGAUAAACUCCUGUCGCGCUGCAUCCAGUUCAUCUGUCAUUCUCUGAUUGCCUUUACAGUAGUGCCCUGUGUGCUGUAUAUCUUAUUCGAGCCGGACGUGCAUUUGAAACUGAAAGCGUUCGGUCCGAUGAUACACUGGCUGAUGGGCGGCGCGAAUUACUGCUCAUUGCUGUUUCGUAGCUACGAGAUACGCAAGUGCGUGGAUCAUAUGCGCGACGAUUGGCAGGUCGUAAAGAAAACGUGCGAUCGCGAAGUGAUGCUGAGGAACGCCAAGUUCGGCCGAUUUGUGUCCGGUUUCUGUGCAGUCUUCAUGCAAGGUGGCGUCUGCUCCUACAGUAUCAUCACCGUUCUGACACCGGUGAUCAUUCGUAUCGACAACGUCACCAUAACGAUGCACCAGCUGCCGUGUCCGUUUUACACGGAGCUAGUGGAUGUCAGAUACAGUCCGGCGAACGAGAUCAUAAUCAGCCUCCAAAUACUAUCGACUGUCAUAGUAAACUCCAUCACGGUAGGCGCAUGCAGCCUCGCCGCAGUUUUUGCUAUGCAUGCUUGCGGCCAGUUAAAUAUUCUGAUGAUGAAAUUAGACGAACUCGUCGAUGAGACGAAAGACAAGCGCGAGACCACGCACCGGAAACUGGUUGCUAUCGUGGAGCAUCAUUUACGUGUACUAAGUUUUGUAUCGCGAAUAGAAACAGUUAUGCAUCAGAUAUGUCUUGUCGAAUUAUUGGGAUGCACGACUGAUAUAUGCAUGCUCGGAUAUUAUACAAUCACGGAAUGGGAAUUGCACGACAUAAAAAAUUUGCUUACAUACUUCACUAUAUUUGUAGCUAUGUCAUGUAACAUUUUUAUAUUUUGUUACAUAGCUGAAAUUCUUACUGACCAGUGUCAAAAAAUAGGCGAAAUGGCGUACAUGACGGAAUGGUAUCGAUUGCACCAUAAAAUUGCGCUUGACUUGAUCCUAAUAAUCUCGAGAUCAAAUGCCGUCAUAAAAAUAACUGCCGGAAAAAUGAUACAAUUAUCUAUUGCGACUUUUGGAGAUGUAAGUCUGUUCCGACUUUCGGAGCUAGUGGAUGUCAGAUACAGUCCGGCGAACGAGAUCAUAAUCAGCCUCCAAAUACUAUCGACUGUCAUAGUAAACUCCAUCACGGUAGGCGCAUGCAGCCUCGCCGCAGUUUUUGCUAUGCAUGCUUGCGGCCAGUUAAAUAUUCUGAUGAUGAAAUUAGACGAACUCGUCGAUGAGACGAAAGACAAGCGCGAGACCACGCACCGGAAACUGGUUGCUAUCGUGGAGCAUCAUUUACGUGUACUAAGUUUUGUAUCGCGAAUAGAAACAGUUAUGCAUCAGAUAUGUCUUGUCGAAUUAUUGGGAUGCACGACUGAUAUAUGCAUGCUCGGAUAUUAUACAAUCACGGAAUGGGAAUUGCACGACAUAAAAAAUUUGCUUACAUACUUCACUAUAUUUGUAGCUAUGUCAUGUAACAUUUUUAUAUUUUGUUACAUAGCUGAAAUUCUUACUGACCAGUGUCAAAAAAUAGGCGAAAUGGCGUACAUGACGGAAUGGUAUCGAUUGCACCAUAAAAUUGCGCUUGACUUGAUCCUAAUAAUCUCGAGAUCAAAUGCCGUCAUAAAAAUAACUGCCGGAAAAAUGAUACAAUUAUCUAUUGCGACUUUUGGAGAUGUAAUAAAAACAGCGUUUGCAUAUUUAAAUAUACUCAGAACAGUAGCAAUGUAA